ACAAAUGCUUGAGUUUUGCCUUGAGUGGCUGCUGUGCAAAGGAGAGCUCUUGUCUCAUCAGGCCUAUGUGUUUUUAGGUGCCAUUGCCAUACAACAGCGCAGUCUCUCCCUCCCCACGCCUAAAGAUGAGGACCUGGCUCACUCUGCUUGUGGUCACCCUCCCCAUUAUCAGAGCUGCUUGCCCAGACAAAGAAGUAGGUCUCCAGCGAUGGACUCCUGGUCACAAUGAAGCCCAUCACUCUGUCAUCGGUCAUGGCCGCAAGGUCAUCCUCACCUCCUCAGCCACCGUCUACUCUAUUGAGAUCAAGGAUGGCGGAAAGCUCAUUAUUGCAGACACCAGCUGCCCCAUUGUUUUGCGGACCAAACACAUUCUUUUUUGGAACAACGGAGAGCUUCACAUCGGCAGCCCCGACUGCCGCUACAAAGGCAGCUUCACCAUAUCCCUAUAUGGGAGAGCUGAUGACAAUGACACAGAGCACAGCUACUUUGGACGUAAGUACAUCGGAGUGGGUACAGGGGGGACUCUGGAGAUCCAUGGGGAGAAGAAGCUGACCUGGACCUUCCUGAACAAAACCCUGUACCCCGGAGAGGACAGCCAGGACAGCUACCAUUUCGAGAGGGGCUGGGGAAACAGGGGAAUCAUCAUCCAUGCCAUUAGCCCCAAGACAGGGGAGGUGCGCCACUAUGAGAGGUUCGAUACUUACAGGAGCAAGGACGAAAGCCGACGGCUAGCCCAGUACAUGGAGUCAGUGGAAGACGGUGUGGUCCUGGCCAUGGUGGUGAAUGAUGAGGGGUCCAACAACCUGGAGGAUACAGCCAGGAAAGCCCUCCUCAAGAUGGGUAGCUGGAAAUUCCACCACCUUGGCUUCCGACACCCCUGGAGUUUCAUCACAGUGAAGGGGAAUUCUUCACUGUCCGUGGAGGACCAUGCUGUUUACCAACGAACCAAGGUGUCAUCAGAGGCAAAGACCUCCCAUGUUUUCCACAUGGCAGAUGGAGACCAGUUCACAGUCACUGCUCUCAGCUGGUGGGUGCAAGAGGUAGAGUGGACCGAGUGGUUUGACCGGGAUGAUGAACGUGGUUCAGGGGACUGGGAGAAGCUGGCUGACCUCCACAAGGCCUUCCCAGAUCGCACGUGCAUCAGCCCCCUGGGCAUCCAGGCAGAGACCCAUGAUGGAGUGCCAUCAAAUGAGACUGGCGAGUUUUUCCAGAAGAAUGACAAGGAUUAUGGCUUUGUUUGUCUGAAUAAAGAUCAGCCAGAUGGAGUCUGCCACAACUACAGAGUGAGGUUCCUCUGUGGGAAACUGGUCAGGCCCCAUGCAUCAGUUACUAUACAGACACGCUCCAACAGCAGCAUCCUUCAGCUGGAGGAUGAUGCGCAGAGCUGGCGGCCUGGGGACAAGGUGGUGGUGGCCAGCACUGACUUCUCCAUGCACCAGGCAGAGGAAUUUCAAAUCUUACCCUGCCCCUCCUGUGCCGCCAACCAGUAUUCAGUCACAGGGAAGCCGGCCAAUAUUCACAUGGGACACAAGGUGGAUGGGGUGGACAUGAGAGCAGAGGUGGGGCUCCUGACCAGGAAUGUCCUCAUUCAGGGGGAAAUGGAGCACCACUGCUAUGCCAGUGAGGCCUGCAAGUUCUUCAACUUCGACACAUUCAGAGGACACUUACAGGUGGAGCGUGGGUUCAAGGCCUUGCACUUGCAGGGGGUAGAGCUGAUGCACAUGGGGCAGCAGUCUAUGGGCCACUAUCCUGUGCACUUCCACAUGAAUGGAGAUGUAGAUCAGAGAGGGGGCUACGACCCUCCCACCUACAUUCAGGAGCUGACCAUCCACCACACCUUCUCCCGCUGCGUGACAGUGCAUGCCUCCAACGGCUUGCUGGUGAAAGACAUGGUUGGCUACGAUGCCCUGGGCCAUUGCUUCUUCCUGGAGGAUGGGCUGGAGGAGCGGAACACAUUUGAGCACUGUCUGGGCCUGCUAGUCCGGGCCGGCACCCCGCUGCCCUCCGACAGGGACAGCAAGAUGUGCCAGGACAUCACCAACGGUGCCUACCCCGGCUACGUGGCCAACCCCAGGCAGGACUUCAGCGCUACAUCCACUUUUUGGAUGGCUAACCCCAACAACAACCUGGUGAACUGUGCAGCAGCAGGCUCAGAGGAAACAGGAUUCUGGUUCAUCUUCCAUCAUGUUCCCACGGGCCCAUCACAGGGCAUGUACUCGCCUGGCCAGACAGAGCACAUGCCAAUGGGCCUUUUCAGCAACAACCGGGCCCACUCCAACUACAGGGUAAGACAGGAACCACAUUCCCCCAAUUUCUCAAUUUGAGGCAUGCAGAUCUACGAUGGACCAAUUAAUAUCCAGAACUGCACCUUCCGCAAAUACAUUGCUCUGGAUGGACGGCGCACGAGCGCUUUUGGUUUCUGCCUCAACAACUUGUGGCAGAGUUGUCCCAACAACAAUGUCACUAACAUCAUGUUUGAUGAUGUCCCUAUUACCUCCAGGGUAUUCUUUGGGGAGCCAGGACCCUGGUUCAAUAAGAUGCAGAUGGACGGCGACAAGACAACCAUCUUCCACGAUGUGGAUGGCUCGGUCAGCAAGUACCUGGGCACCUUCCUGGUGAAGGACGACAACUGGCUGCUGCGUCACCCUUACUGCAUUGACAUGCCCGACUGGCGGGCAGCCAUCUGCAGCGGGCACUAUGCCCAGGUGUACAUUCAGACACAAGACCCGGCAAACCUGAACAUGAGGAUGGUCAAGGAUGAGUAUCCAGAACAGCCCCUUGACCUGCAGGGGGCACUGGGGAAGUGGAACCACUACCAGCAGUUCCAGCCGGUGGUGAUGCUGGCCAAAGGCUACACUGUGCACAGGGACAGAGCUGCUCCUGCUGAAGUGGUGAUAUGGCUCAUCAACUUCAACAGGUCACCAGGGGUUCUGGUUCCUGUUAUCUUCCCUCACAUGUACUCUGUCUUCCAGGGAACCAAUGAGAGGGAGAAGGUAGAGCACACACACCUGUCCCGUGGAAACUACUACUGGGAGGAAGACACGGGGCUCCUCUUCUUGAAGGCCAGAGCACACAACGAGAGGGAGAUGUUUGCAUUCUGCUCGGUGAAAGGCUGUGAGAGGAUUAAAAUCAAAGCUGUGAUCCCAGCAGGCAGCGGGCCUAGCAAUUGCAUGGGCCAGGCCUACCUCAGAUAUUCUGAGAUGCCUGUGGUAGACGUGCCCAUGCCAACCAAGCUUGCAUCCUCCAGACUGAGUCCCCACACUAAACUCUCCUCUUUCAUGCUUCAUUCUCAUGAUCACACCACAGAGCACUUUGUGGAGAUCAAGCUGGAGUCCUACUACACCCGCUUCUUCCACAUCAAAGAGGACUUUGCAUACACAGAGGUGAAUGGACAGAAGAUAUACCAGGCUGAUGACGGUAUGCAGCUGACAGUGAUUGAUGGGCACAGUGGCAAAAUGCUGAAUAGCCAGGCCUUCAGGAACACUGUCCUGCUCGGCAUCCCAGCUCAGAUCGAGGGCUACGUUACCAGCCUCCAGGAUGAGUGCAUCGUGAUGGUGACCUCAAAAGGGCGGCUUGUCACCAGGGGACCAUGGAGAAAAAUCCUUGAGCGGCUUGGAGCAGACAAGAGCAUCAGAUUGAAAGACAAGCUGGCAUUUGUGGGAUUCAAAGGAAGCUUCCAGCCGGAGUGGGUGAAGCUGGUGGCUGAUGAGGAGCAUGCCAAAAUUCACCAGGUCCUGCCACUCCCUGUGGUCAAGAAGAGGAAGUUAUGA
Messenger RNA from Megalops cyprinoides (Indo-Pacific tarpon), 3770 nucleotides. RefSeq names its product cell migration-inducing and hyaluronan-binding protein-like. The transcript has 24 exons. NCBI's taxonomy places the organism in Eukaryota, Metazoa, Chordata, Actinopteri, Elopiformes, Megalopidae. The record is from RefSeq and is a predicted model, not a curated record.